Hansenula anomala is the source of this 1722-nucleotide messenger RNA. RefSeq names its product ferric reductase family protein. Bases 1 to 1722 code for a protein of 573 amino acids. Gene Ontology annotation, cellular component: plasma membrane. Gene Ontology annotation, biological process: intracellular iron ion homeostasis; copper ion import; iron ion transport. The record is from RefSeq and is a predicted model, not a curated record. Gene Ontology annotation, molecular function: ferric-chelate reductase activity. Lineage: Eukaryota; Fungi; Ascomycota; Saccharomycetes; Phaffomycetales; Wickerhamomycetaceae. The transcript has a single exon.
AUGGAAAAUUCUACAUUAUUUUUAGAAAAAGCUAGUGAUGGGCUUCCAAGGUUUGAUCCAAAUGGUGUUAAAUAUGCUCCAAUAUUACCAAUAAGGAAUGAUGUAUUGGGGAAAGUUAAAGAUUAUAAGGCUUUUUUAGGAAAUUUUGAUAUUUCUCAACAUUAUGGGAUUUUAAUAAAUAUUUAUUGGAUUAUUAUAUUAAUAUGGUUUGGUGUUUGGAAUAGGUUGAAAUUAAAUUCAAUAAAUAAUAAAAUCAUUGGUGAAUCAGUGAAUUUCAUUAGGUCUCAUAUCAGUCUAAAUAUGCUUUUCCAAAGACAUUUCCAACCAUUCCAAUUAGGUUAUGGAUUCACUUCAUUAUUACCAUCAGGUCCAGAAUCCCUAGUUCUUGGUGUUUAUUUUGCUCUCAAUACCAUUUUCCUAAUCAUUGGUUAUGAUAUCUAUACGGAUAAUUCAAUUUUUGGUCCAAAUACUUUAGCACAAUUUGUUCGUUACAUUUCUGAUAGAUCUGGUGUACUAUCAUUUGCUCAUAUCCCACUAGUCAUUGUUUUCGCUGGUAGAAACAACAUAUUGAUCAAUUUGAGUAAAUUACCAUAUAGUUCAUUUAUGAUUUUCCAUAAAUGGACUGCAAGAGUAAUGUUUAUUGAUGCUUUUAUUCAUAGUAUUGGAUAUUUGGAAAUCAUAUUGGAGAGUAAAUCAUUAGAUGAUUUCAAAACAAAGAGAUAUUUACAAUGGGGAACUGCAGCUACUCUAAUAGGUGGUGUUAUCCUAGUACAAGCUAUUCAUAAUCUUAGAGUUUAUCACUAUGAAUGUUUUUUAUUACUACAUAUUAUAUUCGGCGCGGGGUUUUUAGCAACAUGUUGGAAACAUGUUGAAACUUUUGGUUGGUAUGACUGGAUACUGAGUGCAUGUGUACUAUGGGCAAGUGAUCGAAUAAUGAGAAUUUUCAAAUUAUGGAAAUUUGGUUGUCCCAAGGCUAAAUUACAAUUUAUAUCUGAUGAAACUUUUAAAGUUUGUGUUAAAAGACCAUAUAAUUGGAAACCAUUCCCUGGAUGUUUUGUUUAUAUUCAUUUUAUAACAUGGUCAACUUUUUGGCAAUCACAUCCAUUCACUAUAGUGGAUUCAAUAUUGGAGGAUGAAAUGGUUACAAUUUAUAUAAAGGCCAAGGAUGGGCUGACUAAAAAAAUACUGGAGAAAAUUGGAACUGAACCAUAUGAGAUGAGAGUUUCAUUAGAAGGUCCAUAUGGUAAUAAAUCACCAUUGGAAUCAUAUCAAAAUGCAAUGUUAAUUGCCGGUGGGAAUGGUAUUCCAGGUCCAUAUUAUCAUGCUAUUGAAUUGGCAAGAAAACCAUUAUUAUUAAAACAGAGAAUAAAAUUGAUUUGGAUUAUAAGGAAAAUUGAAUCAUUACAAUGGUUUGAACAAGAAUUGAUGAAAUUAUCAAAUUUAAACAUUGAAUGUGAUAUUUACAUUACCAGAAAUUUCAAUCCUGAAUUGGUUGAAUUAAUACCAUUAACAAAACAAUUUUCACCAUUUGUUAGGUUGUUCUCUGGAAGGGCAAAUACAACUAAAGUUUUACAAGAUGAAUUUUUGAAUGCUCAAGGUUCAAUCGGAAUAGUUACAUGUGGACCUUCAAUAAUGUGUGAUGAUAUUAGAUCAUUUGUGAGUGGGAAUUUAAAUUCAUGCCCAUAUAGAGUGGAUUUAUUUGAAGAAUUACAAGUGUGGUGA